AUGUCGCACUGGCGUUGUGCAGAUGCAUCUGGACAGGACGCUCUUCGGGAAAGUCUAGAAUAUGUCACAGACUUUGCACCCCAAACGGCAUUUUCCAGGGCGCUCGAUAGCUUUCAGAAUGCAGAGCUAAAGGGGCAGUCACGCUAUCGCAGCUACCAGCCAUGGAUGUACUUACAGCUAGCAACCAGCAGGUCUCGUCGGAAGAAAACCGUCUUAACAUCUAAAGAUAGAGAGCUGAGGAGAGCGGCAGAAGAACGCAGAAAUAGGUUAGAGGGACGCAAAGGUCAGCGCGCGAACGAUGAUGAUGGCAUGCGAAAUUCGAUAGACGAAGCUUCACCAAAAGAUCGAAGAGCUUCCAAGCCUGAUCAAACAGGAAGUGGCCCGUCAAGUUUGGCACUUCCUCGCCUUGGGACACCCACCUCGCCUGGGCCAGCUAAACCAAGCUCGCUGCCAUCGCCCGUUGCCAAAGGAUUUAAGGCUGUUUUAGAUACAAAGCAUAAAUUCGAGCUAUCCGAUGAUGAAACCCAAGAGGAGAAAUCUAAGCCAUCGCCCAGUAAAUCACAGGUGCCAGCUGUAGCCGUAACAACACCUCCAGAAGCCCAGCAGCAACUGUCGGACCCCUCAAACGUCAAGCCAGAAGCAAAAAAUGCGACAACUGUCGUGACUGCGGUGGUGCACCCACCUCCCCUUCCAACAAAACCUCCCCUUCCAACAAAACCUCCCCUUCCACCAAAACCUCCUGUUCCACCAAAAAAAGGCCAUUCACAAGCCCUAAGUGAUACUAACAAGGGAGCGUCACAAGAGCACGCAGAUGGCCAGGCUUCAAGAGCUACGUCAAGUAUGGUAUCGCCUCAUGUACCAAGCUCGGGUACCUCGUCACAUGUUGCACGGCAAAGGGGUGUGGUAGCAUCCGAACAGUUAGCUAAUAUAAUAACACAGGAAAGUUCCAGCACGGAGAGCGAUCAAGAUGGUUUUAAUCAUAGGGCCUCCAGAAGAGGCUCGGGGACUACCCUAAAUGCAGACGAGGAAGCACCUGAAGGUGAUCAAGAUUCUAUCGCUAAUCUUGUGAGGAGCGGUGUUGGCAAAGAUCUCUUAAAUUGCAUUGUAAUGCCCCUGAGCUUUCAUGACAUGGAUUCACGUGUUGACACAUUCUGCCGCAAGCUAAAGCAAAAGCAGAUUAGGUACCCGAACCAUCCGCAUCAAACUGCCUGCCGGAAGAUGGCCAAGCAUGUCGUUCUGCAGUUCCAACGCAUACGCAACGAGUGCGAGACGAGCGUUUACAGUUGUCUGAAGAUGUUGUGGCUUUCGACCGUGACCCCUGGAUUCACCAGAUUUACAAAUAUCAUGGGGCUUCCUGAGGUUGCUAGCGUCAGUGAUGUUACGAAGUACAUUAUGGACGUGCUACAGCCUUCGAGUACCAUGAAAAGCUGGCAGUACCCUAACUUGGAAACGAAUGCUUGCAUGUUCUCUCGAGGGUAUUCGCGCAUACUAAAGAACCAUGAAACGAAGAUGCUUACUCUACAGCUACUUUUGCUAUUUUUACAGCAGCAACUCGUCGAUCCAGCAAUGAUUGGCUUCUUGUUGAGCCUUUUUGAAAUGCGCGAGUGCGAUAAGAUGCUGAAGAAGGAGCCGCGAUACACGGUUCGUGAAGGCUUAAUUGUUUCCUCCAGGGGGCUUUUCCAGGCAUUGCUCGCAGACGUAGUGUCCGAGGCGUUUGUAAUUGACUGGCAAAGGUGUAAAACUCCGGAAACAACUGCCAUAGGCUCCAAGGCCAGCAUUCUCUGUGCAAACCUAAAGGCAAACGCGAAGCUGCGAACCACGUUGUGGCCAAUUCUUCAGCUUGUAGCUGCCCAAAAAUGGCAGGCGGCUAUGGAAAGGGCAGCAACCUUUACUAGCGAAUUUGAAAAAGCGGUGGUUGAAGAAAAUGAACUGCAUGCUGCACAGGCAACUGUCAAGGUGAAUGUGACAAUGGCUGUUACCCUAUGUGACACCGCUGUGCUCACGUUUUCUUUUGCAGUCUUCGGGCUCUCCAACUGGAAGGGGAAGCUACUCAGCUGGCUUUCUGGAAAAAGAUUCAUCGCAUCAAUACUGCGUAAAGUGUUGGGAGAAGUGGCUGCAGCAGUCUUUGCGGAUAAUGAAGCUGCAAGAGAGUUUGCAACACUCGUUAGAAGCGCAGAGAAGUACGCAGACCCAAGCACAGAGGCUAUACUCGAGCAUGCCCAAGUACUUAUGAUACCCAUUACUGUUGAAGCUCGUUUUUACUGCCAAACUGGAAGUGCUGGAUUGGGGAAAAUGGUGGGUGACGCCUUAAAAACAAGCAUUAGGUCUCUUGCCCGCCUACAGAAACGAGAAAGCAGAAGAGUCCAACGGAGGAAAAGCACUCGAAGUACUGUUGGCGGAGCCCAGGGGAGCCUUUUGGAGAGUUUCAUUAAAUCAAUUCAACUUCAGAAAGAUCCUGGCGAAAAUCGAGGGUGCCAGCAAACCAUUGUUCGAGAAAGCCAGCAAGAUAAGGCGGUCUUGGUGGUCAACGCUUCUCAGAAUGCUAAGGAAUCUGAGGACAUUGGACAAGGUACUACUGGCACUAGCUACGCUAGUGGUGCUUCACCUGUUCGUCAUUAA
Cyclospora cayetanensis is the source of this 2619-nucleotide messenger RNA. RefSeq lists its product as uncharacterized. The transcript has 8 exons. Lineage: Eukaryota; Apicomplexa; Conoidasida; Eucoccidiorida; Eimeriidae. Bases 1 to 2619 code for a protein of 872 amino acids. The record is from RefSeq and is a predicted model, not a curated record.